AUGGAUGUAGCAUUCCUCAUAGCCGGUCCCAGCAUCUGGUGCCGCCGGACGCAGCACGCCACGGCCGCAGUAUUCUCCUUGCCGGUUGUAGCAAAACUGGACGCCGGUUCCAGCACUGCCAUACUAGGAUGCAGCAAUUUGCCCCCGCUGCGUCGCAACUCGCGUGGUCGCCGUCGCCGGAUACGACGGGUUGGCCGCAACAUCGGGAUGCCCCGCAGCGCAGCCCGCAUGGUCGCCUCGCCGAACGCGACGGGUCACAUCGGCAAGCAUAUCGUUGCUGCGAGUGUCCGCCACGGCCACCCGACCUCUGUCCUCAUCAGGGAUGCUGCACCGGCUGAUCUGGCCAAGGCGCAGCUCCUCAAGAGCUUCAUUGAUUCCGGUGUUGCUCUCAUCAAGGGAGAUUUAUUUGACCACAACAGCCUCGUAAACGCCAUCAAGCAUGCAGAUGUCGUGAUCUCGGCCGUGGGGACCCGUCAGCUCGACGAGCAGAGGAGGAUUGUCAUGGCCAUCAAGGAGGCCGGCAAUGUCAUCAAGAGGUUCCUACCAUCUGAGUUCGGCUCUGACCCAGAGCGGGUUCACACCGUGGAUCCAGCGGCCACACUGUACGCUGGUAAAGUCAGCCUUCGCCGUCUGAUAGAGGCGGAGGGUAUACCUCAUACAUAUGUCUGCUGCAACGGGUUCGCCGAAACCUACCUUCUGAGCAUCGGCGAUGUUACGGCUGUUGGCGCUGGUCCUCCGGCCGACAAGAUCACUGUCCUAGGCGAUGGAGAUGCAAAAGGGGUGUUUGUGGUGGAAGAGGACAUAGCUGCCUACACGGUGAGAGCGAUUGACGAUACGAGGACCCUGAACAAGAUCCUGUACAUGAGGCCGUCGGCGAACAUCGUGUCCCACAACGAGCUCAUCGCACUGUGGGAGAAGAAAGCGGGAAGGACUUUCCAGCAGAUCGCUCGCAUCCCAGAGGCGGAUCUCCUCAAGUUGAUCAAGGAGGCGGCAUACCCUCUCAACAUGAUGCUGUCCCACUCGCUCUCCGUCUUCGUGAGGGGCGACCAAGCCAACUUCGACAUCGAGCCGUCCUUUGGUGUCGAGGCCACCGAGCUGUACCCUGACGUUAAGUACACCACCGUCGACGAGUACCUGGACCGCCUCCUCUGACAGUUCUUGGCUGG
This is a messenger RNA of Triticum aestivum (bread wheat), 1166 nucleotides long. RefSeq names its product isoflavone reductase homolog IRL-like. Gene Ontology annotation, molecular function: oxidoreductase activity. NCBI's taxonomy places the organism in Eukaryota, Viridiplantae, Streptophyta, Magnoliopsida, Poales, Poaceae. The record is from RefSeq and is a predicted model, not a curated record. The transcript is spliced from 6 exons. The coding region runs from base 1 to 1152 and encodes 383 amino acids.